Messenger RNA from Pestalotiopsis fici W106-1, 1032 nucleotides. RefSeq lists its product as uncharacterized. Lineage: Eukaryota; Fungi; Ascomycota; Sordariomycetes; Amphisphaeriales; Sporocadaceae. Gene Ontology annotation, cellular component: mitochondrial large ribosomal subunit. Bases 1 to 1032 code for a protein of 343 amino acids. The transcript has 3 exons. Gene Ontology annotation, molecular function: structural constituent of ribosome. The record is from RefSeq and is a predicted model, not a curated record.
AUGGCUGCAUCAAGUAGGGGUAGCAGGGCAGCUGCUACGCUACUGAAGAGGAAAGCAAAUGUAUGCGUGAGCUGCAGAACCAGUCAAUUCCUCCGUCCAUACUCGUCGGCAGCCGAUGCUGCACAAUUGGCCGAGGCGCACCACUUGAAGCCUCAAGAGACGAUACCUCACCCACCAUUUACUGCCUCCCGGAAAGCAGAGUACCGCAUCAAGUCCGGCAUCAUCUUGUCCCGCGCACCGUUGCUCACACGCAACCUGACUCCUUUUGAAAACGCCUUCUUUUUCUACCAGAAACGUCUCAACGAGCGAUUGACGACCGAAUUCAGACAUACCCUCUUCUUCAAGGAGAACACGGUGCCGGAUCUGGACUGGAAGAUCAAGAUCAACGAGCGAGGAGGCAUUGCUGCAAAGGAGCUGGGUCGGUACUUUGCCAAGGGCCGAAAUGCCUGGAACGAUGAGUUGCUGGUUGGCAGUACCUUGAGCGACGAGGGCCGCAUCCGCGAGAUUCUGGUCAAGGACGCCGAGAGCCGUGUCACGGAAGAUGGCGAGGAGGCAAAGCCCGACGAGAUUGUGCCCGUGGAGAAGCCAAUGGACAGGAUUACAGAGGCAGACAGGACCAACGACGUGCGGAGGUUAGAUCGAAAGCUGGACCAGACACUAUAUUUGAUUGUGCAAUCUGGCAAUGGAAACUGGUCGUUCCCCACCGACGAUGUGCCUACAGACGAGAACUUGCACCAGGCUGCACAGAGAGUACUUGACCAAGCUGCUGGUGUUAACAUGAACACUUGGCUUGUUGGCCGCGUCCCCGUGGCCCACUACGUCAGGCAGCCUGAAUUCAACGAAGACACGACGAUCAAGGCGAGAGGCGAAAAGCACUUUUUCCUCAAGGGAAGAAUCAUGGCCGGUCAGGCCAACCUGACGGGCAACCCGCUGGGAUACAAGGACUUUAACUGGCUGACCAAGGACGAGCUCAAGGAGAAGUUUCCUGCGGGUUACUUCCGCGCCGUUAAGAGCAUGAUGGCUGACAGGUAA